CAGAGGUCAUCUGGAAUUCCCACACCAUCCAACUCGGUUUACAAAUCUACAAUCUUAGAAAUGCAAUCAAUAACGCACAUGUACCAACGAAGGAUGUUGUUUACAAACAAACACUGGAAAGUGACAUCGCACAUGACAUGAAGCGAAUUUCAACCAUCCAUUGCACUUACCCGGGCAGCAACUACUUCUAAACAGUACAGUUACGCAUUAAUGACUGUCUCUUGGUAAUCAUGGCGACCUCUCUUCAUGACAGUGUACAGAUAGAACUACUGAAGCAUGUGAAAACUGUGUAUCAAUCCACUCAAACAUUGCCAGAAGACCUUCUUUCUGCUCUGCAUUUUGUCUACAAGGCUCCAUUACUGCAGGCAUUAGACCUUGUGGACAAUAAAAGCGUUACAAGAAUCACCUGUCCUGCUGGACGAAUAGCUUUCCAGGUUCAAGGAAGCUCUGGAAUUCCCUACACUUGUCUACCCUCUUCUAAUUUCUGUACCUGCCAAUAUUAUUCAUUUACAGUUCUAAAGAGGAAAGAUGUUAACUUGUGCAAACAUGUCUUAGCAGUGAUGCUCAGCUGUGCAAUGGGAGCAUGCCUGGAACAGGAAGUAACUAAUGACCUCUUGGCUAAAAUAUUGACCCCUGAAUGUACUGAAGUGGAGAAAAGACCAUAGAAAUAUAUUCCCUGUAAUGAUGGGGACAUCACAGUGUGUUUACUGCAUUGCUUUAAGUGCUGUUCUGUGGAUACUGCAUUGGCUGUAUAAGUGAUGUAACUUAAGUACUGCAUUGCUUUAGGUGCUGCAAAUAGGUUACUGCAUUCCACACAGUUGAACUAAAGACACAAUGGUUUUGCAUUCUUCUGCUAAUGUGAUGUUCACCAUGGUCCAGUGGUUAGACUUCAGGGCUUGCAAUCACAAGGUUGUGGGUUCAAAUCCCCCAAGCUAACCUCCGAUUUCACAAUGGCUAGAAUAAGUAAUUUUGUCUAGUUACUGAACCAUAAUUUCUUGACUUGUGCAAAUUUAUAAUCAUAGGCGUUAAACCAAUGUUUGUUGGGGACAGAUUGGUUGUUGCAAAAUCAAUCAUAGAUUCAUUGUCGUUAGACAAAAACCCAAAUGGAGAGAAGACAAAGAAGGAAGUUUCAGUUUUAGAUGAAGGAGGGAAACCAGCCUUGGAAAACCCAAAUAGUCAGGUAGGGACUGAAAAUCAAAUCCGUUUUGUGCCCUGGUGAGAUUCGAACCAAGGUCCUAGCUGAGAUGCUUCAACGACUUUCUGAAAUACUUCUACUUUUGAUCUUAAUCCUUCAACUACUGUUUACAAAAAUGAUGGAUUGUAAGCUAAUUUGAUUUAGUUUUCACGUAACUAUUAGAUCAACUAAACUGAAACAACCAACAAAAAAUGUUUUUAAAAAGGUGCAGCCUUUGAUUUCACCAAAUUCUUCCUAAUUUGGGAUUAAUCUUAGGACUUGGGACGAGUCCCAGCCUUACACUGUAACAUGUCGACCUUAAGAUUAAUCCUUUAAUUAGGACGAGUUACUCGUCCAGAACUGGCGUUUCCUGAAAUCAGCUGCUAGACACAAAUACAAAAAAUGGCCUCUAGGUAAGGUAGCAAUACAUAUUGAACAUUCAAAUAAUAAUAUCACUGAACAAAUCCAGCACUCUUUUUUUUACAGCUCAUAGAAUUAAUUUAUUUUUAAGAUGCUUUAAACAAUAAAAUGUGCACAGUUUGAUGUAAAACUUACAACCUUCAGUCUUGAAUUCUAAAAAAGUAACAACAAUAAUUUCAAUUGUACCCUGUAAAGUAGUAUUAUUUGUUAAGUACUGUGUACAUUUCAUAACAUGCUUUGUUUGUAAAUGUUAAAUUAAUUGUUAAUUAAUGAUGUUUUGAUUGUAAGAACAGAUUUUUUAAAACAGGGAAAUAUUAUGUAGUGUUCUACAAACAUUGAAAAUAUCAAGUUUUGCUUACAAAUUGUACUCGGCAUAUCUGUAAUAUUCAACCGAACCCAUCUUUUAAACUUUCUCAAUGGCCGAUUGUACCAUAUCAUCCACAUUUUAGAGGUAUUAGCGAGGUUACGCAUGUGAAUGGAUACGGUUAGUGCAACGGAUAUGUCAUCAUCAUGACGUCAUAUAAGAACUUUGUUAAAUAAACAAAACAAAUUGUGAUUGCUACAGACAAACAGAAAGACUCUUGCAGUUCAGUUUGUGGCUAGACUGGUUGUAGGGAGAUGUUACUAGUCGCCUUUUUUGGCUGAAGUGGGUAAAGCAGGAUUCAAAUUAAUAAAUGGCCGCCUAACUUAGAAACUCCUUGCUUCACGCCUGGGCCCAAUUUCAUGGCUCUGCUUACCGUAAGCACAGAAUCGGCGCUUACAGAAGCAGGGAAUUCUGUGCUUACGGCAAGCGUAUUUCAAGGGUUAGCUGCGAAUUUUGGCCUCUGCACGUGCGUACUCCACGUUACUAGGCAUUCUACGCUUACCAGGCUAGCGCAGAAAUUCGGCGCUUGCACGUCAAGCGGGAUUGUGAUCGUAAGCGCAAAAUUCGGCGGUAAGCAAAGCCAUGAAAAUGGGCCCUGGAUAUUACUGAUGCUUAAAUGUUACAUCUUCGUAGAAAAAUAUCACUUACUCUAUGGUUGUGUGCAUUAUUGCAAGUUUAAGUUAACACACUGAAGUAUCUGCCAGCAAAUACCUGGUACAUGUAAGUAUUUGCAUUGUUGCUUUAAACUACAGAAAGGUAAUUUUUACUGUACCACGCCCGAUUUCAUAAAGUAUUAAGCAAAAAAAUCUGCUCACCAAAAUCAAAUUUCAUUGCAAAGGAUGAAAUUAGUAGGGUACCUUUCCCAAUAAUGGUAACCAAAAAGUAUUUUGGCUGGUAACCUAUUUUGCUAAGCAAGCGUUUUCUGUGCUUAGCAAGUUUGUGUGCUACAUGCUUAAUGAAAUUGGGCAGAGUUAAAUAUGCUUAACUACAAUUACAUCUUGUCGCAUCAGUAUUUUCUUAGUAAAAAAAAAAAGGACUAAAACAAUCUACUUUGCAUGAAAGCCUUUGCACAUAAUAAAAAAUCAAAAUUUACAUAUCAAUAUGGGAUGAAAUAAUAAAACAUGCUUAUGUGUCUGGUGGUAUGAAUGAAACAGAGGAAUAUCAUUUGCAUCAAGUUAACUGAACAAAUUAUGGGUACUUUCUCUACAAUAAGCGGUCAUCUUCUUUUGGCUGUAUGGAUUGUCGA
Messenger RNA from Asterias rubens (European starfish), 3204 nucleotides. RefSeq names its product zinc finger SWIM domain-containing protein 7-like. Bases 231 to 665 code for a protein of 144 amino acids. The transcript has 8 exons. NCBI's taxonomy places the organism in Eukaryota, Metazoa, Echinodermata, Asteroidea, Forcipulatida, Asteriidae. Gene Ontology annotation, molecular function: zinc ion binding. Gene Ontology annotation, biological process: double-strand break repair via homologous recombination. The record is from RefSeq and is a predicted model, not a curated record. Gene Ontology annotation, cellular component: Shu complex.